This is a messenger RNA of Trypanosoma theileri, 816 nucleotides long. Its product is annotated as putative pyrazinamidase/nicotinamidase. The record is from RefSeq and is a predicted model, not a curated record. The transcript has a single exon. NCBI's taxonomy places the organism in Eukaryota, Euglenozoa, Kinetoplastea, Trypanosomatida, Trypanosomatidae. The coding region runs from base 1 to 816 and encodes 271 amino acids.
AUGCCGUUAAGUGAUGUCUCUCCAGUCCACGACGCCCUUCUCAUUGUCGACAUGCAAAACGACUUUGUGCGGCCCGAUGGCGCCUUGGCAGUUCCCGCCGCCCCGGAGGUGAUUCCCGUCAUUAAUGAGAUCUGCCGCCGCCGCUCAUUUCGCGCGGUGGUCCUCACAAAAGAUUGGCACCCACCCGAUCACUGUUCCUUCCGCAGAUCCAACAACAACAAUAAUAAUAAAGAUAAUAAUAAUGAUAAUAAUAAUAAUAAUGGUGGGCCGUGGCCGCCUCACUGUGUGCGGGGCACGCCGGGGGCCGAACUGCACGCCGAUCUGCAGACCGCCGCCGCCACGCACAUCAUCCACAAGGGCGUCAGUGCCGCGGCGGAGAGUUAUUCCGCGUUUGCGGAUGAGUGCGGCACGACGACAGGACUGGCCGCGUUGCUGCGGGGCUUAAGUGUGCGGCGUGUGUGGAUCUGCGGUGUGGCCUACGAGUAUUGUGUGUACUUCACCGCCCGGGAUGCGGUGCGGGCGGGAUUUGAAGUUGUGGUGCUGCAGGACGCGACGCGGGCGGUGGACACAACAGUCGUGCCGGCGCGAAUGUUGGAAUUGCAGCGGGAGGGAGUUGUGCAUGUGAACAGCGGUGUGCUCGCAGAGGCGUGUCCAUCGGCGUGUGCGUGUGAGGACUGCUGUUGCAAUAACGAUGAUCAGAACGGCAAUAUCAAUGAUGCUCCUUGUAAAUGUACACUUAACACUGAUAUGAUGUGUAAGACGGCAAUGACGACAGCAACGACAGCGGCGACGGUUCGUACUUCUCUCCCAUCUUGA